AUGGAGAGCCUGAGUGAGCUUCAGCAUCCGCUGCUGUCCAAGACUCCUCACCGGGCGCUUAGCAACCAGCUGCUUAGCGACCGCUGCGGUUACUAUGACGACGCCUACAGCCUCCACUACCACGACAGAAUCCUGCGCUACCUGGUCUCCGGCGGCAACGACCCCGACAGCGUCCCCGAGAGCGCGGCGGCGGAACACUUCCUGGACGCCACGUCGCUACACGUCGCCAUGGAGAUGCUUUGCGCGCCUCACUUCCUGCUGUGCCCGGACCAGAAGGGGCGGGGCCUGGGGCUAAGCGCACCAAUCAGGGCAGAGCGGGAAGAGCAGGAGUCGGCUGUCGAGGAGUACGGACCAGAUGACCCUGAGGCACCUCGUCACCAUGGCAACGACCCCGCCGCCCCCCCACGCGACCUCUCCAGCUCCCUCAUACACACCGUCUCAUGCGGAGUAGAGGACCACGCCCAGACACACUACGAGAGGGUGUUGUGUUGUUGGGUUGUUUUUACGUAG
This is a messenger RNA of Engraulis encrasicolus (European anchovy), 510 nucleotides long. Its product is annotated as synapse differentiation-inducing gene protein 1-like. Bases 1 to 510 code for a protein of 169 amino acids. The record is from RefSeq and is a predicted model, not a curated record. The transcript has 2 exons. NCBI's taxonomy places the organism in Eukaryota, Metazoa, Chordata, Actinopteri, Clupeiformes, Engraulidae.